Physella acuta is the source of this 764-nucleotide messenger RNA. RefSeq names its product apolipoprotein D. Gene Ontology annotation, biological process: lipid metabolic process; response to reactive oxygen species. The record is from RefSeq and is a predicted model, not a curated record. Lineage: Eukaryota; Metazoa; Mollusca; Gastropoda; Physidae. Gene Ontology annotation, cellular component: cytoplasm.
CCAGAACUACCCAACAAUGAUUGUCGCCUGUCUGGUGGUUUGGGGGGCGCUGCUGACGUCCUCCGGGUCAGUUCCUGUUGUCAUGUCAACGUCCCGGUGCUACGACGUGCCAGUCAAGGCCGACUUUGACGUCCAGAAGUUCAUGGGCCUCUGGAAAGUGCAUGAGUUAUUCCCCACCGUGUACCUGGAGGGUGUGUCCUGCCCGACCAUGACCUUCACACAGAAGUCGGACAACUACGACAUCAUCGACGUGAUCAUCACGGGAAUAGUCGACGUCAUAUUCUUUGGUCGCAGCAUCUGGAGGUCAAAGGUCGAGUAUGAUGGCGUGGCCACCAUCAUCAACUCUACUCUACCUGCCCAGUGGUCAGUUACGUACGGCGGACAGCCAGAAUAUGACGCCAACAACGUCAAUUUCUACGUAGUCUCAACCGACUACCACACCUACGCCAUCGUUUACUCGUGUACACAGCCGUCACCAAUUCUGGAUAUAAAGAUAGAGACGGCCUAUAUCCUAGUACGAGACAUCCAGAACCCCCCAACAAUUCUGGGAUCUCUCAAGUACAGCCUCAGGUCAUGGGGGGUCAACACCACAAACUUUAUCCCCGCCAAUAACAAGCAUUGCUGAGACAAUAUGAUGUUUCCAUUGUUGAGAAAAUAUUUGAUGUUUCUGUUGUUUUUUUGUGUUGUGUCAUUUAGGCCAGAUUAUGAGUUUAAAAACAGUUUCAAAUCUGAAAAACGAAAUAACCAUUUUUGGUGAAAUAAAA